Molecule: messenger RNA, 736 nt
Organism: Nothobranchius furzeri (turquoise killifish)
Lineage: Eukaryota; Metazoa; Chordata; Actinopteri; Cyprinodontiformes; Nothobranchiidae
Source: RefSeq, a predicted model, not a curated record
UCUCACGUGGUUGCGCUGUUCCGUAUUAAAGUGACGGUGAGCUGCCAGGUUCCAGGUGUUCUGUAGAGAAGAUGAACGUUCUCCUGCCGCUGCUGGUGGUCGGGUCCGCGUGCCUCACCGCCUCCUCUUCCUCCUGCCCCUAUCCUCCUGGGAGGUGGUGCUCCUCCAUGGAGUCAGCUGUUCAGUGUGGGGUUCUGAAGCAGUGCCUGGAGUCGGACCUCUUCAGGUCCCGUCGCGCAGCUGAUCCGGUCCAGGUCUCCCUUUACUAUGAGAGUCUCUGUCCUGGUUGCAGAUAUUUCCUCACGAUGGAGCUCUUCCCCACCUGGCUGCUGCUGCAUGACUACAUGUCCGUUACCCUAGUGCCGUUUGGCAACGCACAGGAAAAGCCUGAUGGACAGAAGUUUACCUUUGAGUGUCAGCAUGGGGAGCAGGAGUGUCUGGGCAACAUGAUGGAGACGUGUUUACUGAACAUGACUGACAUGGCGUUCCCAAUCAUCUACUGCAUGGAGUCCUCCGCUGAUGUCACUGGAUCAUUAGAAAGUUGUAUAAAGCUCAAAGCUCCAGAGCUGAGCACAGACAAGGUGAUGAGUUGUGUUAAAGGAGAUCUGGGAAACCAGCUGAUGCACCAGAACGCCUUGAAGACCAAAGCUUUGAAUCCUCCACACAAUUAUGUGCCCUGGGUGACCAUCAACGGGGUGCACACUGAGGACCUUCAGACCAAAGCGAUGAAUUCCCU